This is a messenger RNA of Coprinopsis cinerea okayama7#130, 453 nucleotides long. RefSeq lists its product as hypothetical. NCBI's taxonomy places the organism in Eukaryota, Fungi, Basidiomycota, Agaricomycetes, Agaricales, Psathyrellaceae. The coding region runs from base 1 to 453 and encodes 150 amino acids. The record is from RefSeq and is a predicted model, not a curated record. The transcript is spliced from 2 exons.
AUGUCCGAAACCAACGCGAACGCGGAUCAGGGGGGCCAAUCCGCAACCCAUCUCAGUUUAUCCUCACCUUCAAGCACAACAAUCAACUCUACCACCCCCCUCCGUACUAGUGGUGGAAAGCAAAUGUUGAAGGACUACGAGGCAGCAUUCAGUGUUCUGCAAUCCAGAUACGGCACGGGUGGAACCGUGCCUUCACCCAAGAAGACGCCAUCCUCCAAGUUACCGGCGAAUACCAAGCCCAAAGUUGUUCCCCGAGAUUCGUCAUCCGCCGAAUCGACAUCCUCGACAUCCUCAACGGCAACCAUCCAAGCGCAAUCUGCUUCUGAUAAACCGCCAACAGACGAGUCUGGGUCUAGUACACCGAGCAGCAGUCCCAAGACCUCCAUGUUACGUUCGUUAUUCAAAGGGAAGCGAAAGGACAAGGCUUUAAAUAGCUACUCCGAAUGCAAGUGA